Messenger RNA from Aspergillus ibericus CBS 121593, 1131 nucleotides. RefSeq lists its product as uncharacterized. Lineage: Eukaryota; Fungi; Ascomycota; Eurotiomycetes; Eurotiales; Aspergillaceae. The transcript has 2 exons. The coding region runs from base 1 to 1131 and encodes 376 amino acids. The record is from RefSeq and is a predicted model, not a curated record.
AUGGCUCUGAUGAUAGUGGCUCAACCGGUGCUUCUACCAUUGCCACGCCUAGCACCACUCCAACUUCUGCUUCGAGACGAUGCUGGCUCUGAUGACACCGGUGAUGAUGUCACCGAUGACUCUGGAGACAAUUCAGGAGACGAUGCUGGCUCUGAUGACACCGGUGAUGAUGGCUCUGAUGACACUGGGGAUGAUUCCGGGGAUGAUUCAGAUGGCUCCGACACUGGCUCAGCUACCACUACGACUCCUUCGCCCGCUGCAAGCUCAACCUACGCUUCUCCGGCAGCUAGUCCAAGCGCGGCCGUCAACGGCGAGCUGUGCAGUCCCCAGUGCACUGAAUGUCUGUCUAAUGACUUAACCGAUACCUCGAGCACCUCUUUCAGACGGUCCGGUCUGUUCAGCAGAGGACUGACGAGGAGGCUUUCCAGCUACCUGACCUGGUUGCUCGAUCAGAUGCGAUCUGGCCAGCUUCUCGCCAAGGACACCAGUGGUAUGUCCAGCUCCGAAACCGUGGUCUUUGGCAGCGGCUCUACCAUCUUCAGUCAGACCAACAUCCGUGGAUGCACCGUCCUCAUGGUGGUAUCCAAGUAUGCCGUCUACCAGGCCCACCUCUGGGAAGCCCCCGGCUUUGUCACCAACCAGAACGGCACGGUCGCCUUUGAUGAGCAACAGUUCCAGACCACCAUCCUCGACUUCCUGACCAACGACCCCAAUCUCAAGAUGCCCCAGCUCGCCGGUUCCACCGCGUAUCCCGACGCCGGCACCCAGGUCUACAUCGGCACGCCGAUUGCCACCACCGGACAAGGCGCCAAGUACGCAUCCCAGAUCUCGGAGGUCGUCUCCACUGUGAAUUCCGUUCUCGGACUGUCAACCAGCCCAACCGAGUACUACUACACGACCACCAACUCUGACGGAGAGGGCAAGUGGCUAUUCAAGUACAACGCCAACACAUGCAACAAGCCAGUAUGGCAGAUGUGGUACGGCGACGUCGCCGACAAUGCCUUGUGGUCUUCUAGCGAGACCUCCUCUUGCGCUACGUCUGCUUCCGUGACUCCUGCCCGGACCGCCUUCCCUGCCUCUACCGGGGCGUCGACGUUCAUGAUGCUGCCAAAGACGACAGCAAGUUAUUAA